AGAGAAUAAUCACACACAUAUCCAUAAAACGCAUAGAAAAUACUAAUAAUAAUAAUGAGUUCACGAAGUUCAUUUGAGUUCCUUUUUCUCGUUAUUCCUAUGAUUUUCAUGAUCAUAGUACAUAAUAAUAAUCCAUGUUAUUGUCGUGUGUUGGACCAAGCAGAGGAUUCAAAGGUGAAUGUUACUUUGAAUUACCAAAGUCUUUGUGAAGGGUGCGCCCGUUACAUAAAGAGCGACCUUGGAAAUCUGUAUAACAAUUCAGAAUUAAUGUCCAUUGUCAACCUUCAUUUGUUGCCCUUUGGCAAUGCUCACAUUGAUCAAAAUCAAACCGUCCAAUGCCAGCAUGGUCCAAAUGAAUGCUACUUGAAUACCAUAGAAGCAUGUGCCCUCCACGAAUGGCCAUUGGAAAAAAGCUUCGCUUUUAUCAAAUGUGUUGAGGUUGGUGUGCUAAAGAAAAGUGAUGAUGAUGAUGAAUUAAAAUCAUUAUGGAACUCAUGUUGUGAGGAACUCAAGUUAGAUUCAAACCCCAUUAAGGAUUGCUAUGAAUCUGGACGUGGAAAUAAGUUACUUUUGGGAUAUGGUGAAGAAAGCAAGGCACAAGUUCCACCUCAUAUGUUUGUGCCUUGGGUUACUGUCAAUGACGUUCCCUUAGAAUUUGACAUUUUAAAUGUGAGUAGACACGUGUGUAACGCCUAUAAGGGUUCUUUGAAACUUAAAGCUUGCAAUAAGAAUGAAAUGCAUGGUGCUGCCACCUCAUCAGAUGAAGAGUUUAAAUUAACUCGAGCAGUGUGUUAUGCUAAUUAACAAUGUGUAGGGGUUGUGUGUCAAGUGUCAACUCCAUAAUAAUGUGAGAUUAAAUAAUGUUUGUGGACACCUAUCAUCUUAUUUGGGGAGAAUCAAAUUGAGUGAAAUAAUAUUAAAUAUAUAGCUGCUUUUCUUUUU
Messenger RNA from Arachis duranensis, 942 nucleotides. RefSeq names its product gamma-interferon-responsive lysosomal thiol protein. The coding region runs from base 55 to 804 and encodes 249 amino acids. NCBI's taxonomy places the organism in Eukaryota, Viridiplantae, Streptophyta, Magnoliopsida, Fabales, Fabaceae. The record is from RefSeq and is a predicted model, not a curated record. The transcript has 5 exons. Gene Ontology annotation, molecular function: oxidoreductase activity, acting on a sulfur group of donors, disulfide as acceptor.